Homo sapiens (human) is the source of this 5639-nucleotide messenger RNA. Lineage: Eukaryota; Metazoa; Chordata; Mammalia; Primates; Hominidae. The record is from RefSeq and is a predicted model, not a curated record.
AAGCCACAUAAACAAAGGCACAUUGGCGGCCAGGGCCAGUCCGCCCGGCGGCUCGCGCACGGCUCCGCGGUCCCUUUUGCCUGUCCAGCCGGCCGCCUGUCCCUGCUCCCUCCCUCCGUGAGGUGUCCGGGUUCCCUUCGCCCAGCUCUCCCACCCCUACCCGACCCCGGCGCCCGGGCUCCCAGAGGGAACUGCACUUCGGCAGAGUUGAAUGAAUGAAGACAGACGCGGAGAACUCCUAAGUGAGUAGAUGCAGCCCAUGCAGUUCGCCUUCUUUUAUGCUUUUUCCUUCUUUUGCACGUCUCUUCUUUCCACUUGUGUGGGACAGGUUCUCUGGAAGUGGGAGCCAGAGGCUUCUAGUGAGAGUGGGACCGAAGGAUGGGGAGUGCGUGCGCGCAGUUACCGGGGGGCAUUUGUUCGAACUCCGGCUUUGGCACUAGUGGGGAGUUGGCUCUCGACAGAGGUUUCCAGGCUCCUCAUUGGUGGACGUGGAAGGGAGACUCCACAGUUUGGGAGCUGAGGACUAGCCCGCGGAAAUGUGCGCAAAGUUUGCUGUUAGUGAGGAAUUGAUUGUGGCCUGUGAACACGGAGACUCCAAGUCCUAUGUAUACGAGGGAAGCUGCCCACAAACUGACAGGGAGAGGAAGUUCUUCAGUUUAUGCGUUGCUUGGGAACUGUGUCUCCGCGGCUGGCCAGCGCGCGAUGUUUCCCGGGUAUUGUUGAGUAAGGGUGGUGUUGGUAGCGUGUCCUGUUACUAAGUUGCCUGAAAUUUCUGGUUUUGACAUAUGCUGUCCUUGGGUUUGCGAAUGUAUCAGAGCGAGAAUAUGAAUAUGUAAAGAGUACAGUUAUGAAACUGUGGAGCUACCAGGGGGUUAAUAUCCAACACAGGAAUAUCUCUAAGGGCUGUGGGGUUCGAGUCUCCUUUCUGCUUUUUCUGGGUAAUCUUCCCCCCACCCCCACCACCACUAUGAAGCAAGAUUGUGGGGGAGGGGAAAGAAUAAAAAGAGAGGAUACUGGCUUUCUUUUUUCAUUAGUAAUAAGAUUGUCUGUGCUCUAGAAUGUCUUCCAAGUGGGAACAUCUGAAAAUUGCUAGGACACAAGAAUGCCUUGUUCCAGAAAGGCAGAUUGUGGAAGGCAUUAUGGGGAAGGUGUUCAUCUUGCUGUGCUGGGAAACACUUCUAAUAUUGGUGCCAAUACCAUAUAAGCAGUAUGUCCCCCCUCUGCAAUUGACCUAAGAAGCUCCUGGAAAAGUAGAUCCCCUCUUCCCACCUUGUGACCAUUAAGCCUUGUGACCAUUAAAGAUGCUGAAAGACAAGUUUUCUGGAAAAGUGAACAUCAAUUUAUCUGUAGCUCCAAUCCCAGUGCUCUGUCAAAAGCACUUUAGAAGUGCGGAUGCUUCCACUCAACUUGCCUUCUCAGUCAAGGCCUUUCUAACAUUUUGUAAGGGGGAAGAUUGUUUUCUCAUUUUAUAUUCUUGACUUCUACUUUCUUCCCCUCUACCAAAAGAAAAGGCAAUUUCACCACAAGAAAAAAAAAUGCAAGAGAAGGUUCCAAUGCUGUAUUUUCAUACUCUAGUCUUCAUACUCAGGUCCUGAAUUAACCUAAGAUGGAAAUGACCUCUCCACCUACACUGUAGCAAAGGGGCCAGUUCAUUACAUCAUAAAUGUUAAAUGAGUUCAUGGACUAGCUUUCCUCUUGCAGGAUCUUCUCUCUGCAAGGAUUUACACAGUGCAAUGGGUGGUAUUUUCUGUUGUUUCAAGUCAUUUCUUUUAUACAUUCAUUUUAAGUGCUAUGUUUGGUAAAGGCUUCCCACUCAUUUCCAAUGAGACAAACAGGGAAGGCAUGGAAGGGCCUGCCUGGUGAGUCUACAUAUGCCCAGCUGAAUCUCUGUCGGGAAGAAACCCUGAAGCUUCCUGUGUCUGUAUUUCAGGGAGGAGAUUGGACAGGCUGGACUCCCCAUUGCUUUUCUAAAAAUCUUGGAAACUUUGUCCUUCAUUGAAUUACGACACUGUCCACCUUUAAUUUCCUCGAAAACGCCUGUAACUCGGCUGAAGGUUAGUGCAACUUCAUUUCUUUCCUUUACUCUCCAGAGCUCCCCAAACAUCAAGAAACAGGACAAGGCAAACCCUGUAACUUAAGGUUUGCCCGACCCAUCGCCUUCGGGAACAACUUUCUCAUUGUGAAAUUCAACUUCAUUUCUAGAUGGUCAUUUCUAGAAAGAGACUGCUGAAUCUGAGCUUCAGAGAAGAGGCUCAUCUGAGUGGGAUGAGUGGGGGGGUAUGAGGGAGAUGUUUGGAAAUACCCAGGAGUGUAGACCCUCAGUAGCUUUUUAGCUCUGGGUCUUUAUUUGGUUAGUCUUUCCACGCCCUAAACUGUUGUUCUGCAGCAUUCUCUCUCUCCUGCCUUUCCUCUCGCGCCCCUACAUGCUCUCUGACUGCCGCGGGCUGCCGGUGUAGCUCCAGGUGUACCCGAGCCCGGGAGAAAGUGUUCAGUUGACCAGGCUGAGUGUGUUAUCACCCUGUUUCAUUUCCAGCCAUGCCUUGUGUUCAGGCGCAGUAUGGGUCCUCGCCUCAAGGAGCCAGCCCCGCUUCUCAGAGCUACAGUUACCACUCUUCGGGAGAAUACAGCUCCGAUUUCUUAACUCCAGAGUUUGUCAAGUUUAGCAUGGACCUCACCAACACUGAAAUCACUGCCACCACUUCUCUCCCCAGCUUCAGUACCUUUAUGGACAACUACAGCACAGGCUACGACGUCAAGCCACCUUGCUUGUACCAAAUGCCCCUGUCCGGACAGCAGUCCUCCAUUAAGGUAGAAGACAUUCAGAUGCACAACUACCAGCAACACAGCCACCUGCCCCCCCAGUCUGAGGAGAUGAUGCCGCACUCCGGGUCGGUUUACUACAAGCCCUCCUCGCCCCCGACGCCCACCACCCCGGGCUUCCAGGUGCAGCACAGCCCCAUGUGGGACGACCCGGGAUCUCUCCACAACUUCCACCAGAACUACGUGGCCACUACGCACAUGAUCGAGCAGAGGAAAACGCCAGUCUCCCGCCUCUCCCUCUUCUCCUUUAAGCAAUCGCCCCCUGGCACCCCGGUGUCUAGUUGCCAGAUGCGCUUCGACGGGCCCCUGCACGUCCCCAUGAACCCGGAGCCCGCCGGCAGCCACCACGUGGUGGACGGGCAGACCUUCGCUGUGCCCAACCCCAUUCGCAAGCCCGCGUCCAUGGGCUUCCCGGGCCUGCAGAUCGGCCACGCGUCUCAGCUGCUCGACACGCAGGUGCCCUCACCGCCGUCGCGGGGCUCCCCCUCCAACGAGGGGCUGUGCGCUGUGUGUGGGGACAACGCGGCCUGCCAACACUACGGCGUGCGCACCUGUGAGGGCUGCAAAGGCUUCUUUAAGCGCACAGUGCAAAAAAAUGCAAAAUACGUGUGUUUAGCAAAUAAAAACUGCCCAGUGGACAAGCGUCGCCGGAAUCGCUGUCAGUACUGCCGAUUUCAGAAGUGCCUGGCUGUUGGGAUGGUCAAAGAAGUGGUUCGCACAGACAGUUUAAAAGGCCGGAGAGGUCGUUUGCCCUCGAAACCGAAGAGCCCACAGGAGCCCUCUCCCCCUUCGCCCCCGGUGAGUCUGAUCAGUGCCCUCGUCAGGGCCCAUGUCGACUCCAACCCGGCUAUGACCAGCCUGGACUAUUCCAGGUUCCAGGCGAACCCUGACUAUCAAAUGAGUGGAGAUGACACCCAGCAUAUCCAGCAAUUCUAUGAUCUCCUGACUGGCUCCAUGGAGAUCAUCCGGGGCUGGGCAGAGAAGAUCCCUGGCUUCGCAGACCUGCCCAAAGCCGACCAAGACCUGCUUUUUGAAUCAGCUUUCUUAGAACUGUUUGUCCUUCGAUUAGCAUACAGGUCCAACCCAGUGGAGGGUAAACUCAUCUUUUGCAAUGGGGUGGUCUUGCACAGGUUGCAAUGCGUUCGUGGCUUUGGGGAAUGGAUUGAUUCCAUUGUUGAAUUCUCCUCCAACUUGCAGAAUAUGAACAUCGACAUUUCUGCCUUCUCCUGCAUUGCUGCCCUGGCUAUGGUCACAGAGAGACACGGGCUCAAGGAACCCAAGAGAGUGGAAGAACUGCAAAACAAGAUUGUAAAUUGUCUCAAAGACCACGUGACUUUCAACAAUGGGGGGUUGAACCGCCCCAAUUAUUUGUCCAAACUGUUGGGGAAGCUCCCAGAACUUCGUACCCUUUGCACACAGGGGCUACAGCGCAUUUUCUACCUGAAAUUGGAAGACUUGGUGCCACCGCCAGCAAUAAUUGACAAACUUUUCCUGGACACUUUACCUUUCUAAGACCUCCUCCCAAGCACUUCAAAGGAACUGGAAUGAUAAUGGAAACUGUCAAGAGGGGGCAAGUCACAUGGGCAGAGAUAGCCGUGUGAGCAGUCUCAGCUCAAGCUGCCCCCCAUUUCUGUAACCCUCCUAGCCCCCUUGAUCCCUAAAGAAAACAAACAAACAAACAAAAACUGUUGCUAUUUCCUAACCUGCAGGCAGAACCUGAAAGGGCAUUUUGGCUCCGGGGCAUCCUGGAUUUAGAACAUGGACUACACACAAUACAGUGGUAUAAACUUUUUAUUCUCAGUUUAAAAAUCAGUUUGUUGUUCAGAAGAAAGAUUGCUAUAAUGUAUAAUGGGAAAUGUUUGGCCAUGCUUGGUUGUUGCAGUUCAGACAAAUGUAACACACACACACAUACACACACACACACACACACAGAGACACAUCUUAAGGGGACCCACAAGUAUUGCCCUUUAACAAGACUUCAAAGUUUUCUGCUGUAAAGAAAGCUGUAAUAUAUAGUAAAACUAAAUGUUGCGUGGGUGGCAUGAGUUGAAGAAGGCAAAGGCUUGUAAAUUUACCCAAUGCAGUUUGGCUUUUUAAAUUAUUUUGUGCCUAUUUAUGAAUAAAUAUUACAAAUUCUAAAAGAUAAGUGUGUUUGCAAAAAAAAAGAAAAUAAAUACAUAAAAAAGGGACAAGCAUGUUGAUUCUAGGUUGAAAAUGUUAUAGGCACUUGCUACUUCAGUAAUGUCUAUAUUAUAUAAAUAGUAUUUCAGACACUAUGUAGUCUGUUAGAUUUUAUAAAGAUUGGUAGUUAUCUGAGCUUAAACAUUUUCUCAAUUGUAAAAUAGGUGGGCACAAGUAUUACACAUCAGAAAAUCCUGACAAAAGGGACACAUAGUGUUUGUAACACCGUCCAACAUUCCUUGUUUGUAAGUGUUGUAUGUACCGUUGAUGUUGAUAAAAAGAAAGUUUAUAUCUUGAUUAUUUUGUUGUCUAAAGCUAAACAAAACUUGCAUGCAGCAGCUUUUGACUGUUUCCAGAGUGCUUAUAAUAUACAUAACUCCCUGGAAAUAACUGAGCACUUUGAAUUUUUUUUAUGUCUAAAAUUGUCAGUUAAUUUAUUAUUUUGUUUGAGUAAGAAUUUUAAUAUUGCCAUAUUCUGUAGUAUUUUUCUUUGUAUAUUUCUAGUAUGGCACAUGAUAUGAGUCACUGCCUUUUUUUCUAUGGUGUAUGACAGUUAGAGAUGCUGAUUUUUUUUCUGAUAAAUUCUUUCUUUGAGAAAGACAAUUUUAAUGUUUACAACAAUAAACCAUGUAAAUGAA